GUCUAAUUUUCUGUGGUGUGAUAACGUAGUGCAGCCAUUUGUCUUCUUAUAAAAGAACAGUUUUUCAUCUAAUAAUUUGUAGUGUAGUUCCCUGGACAUAAACAAUUAUCUAACUUUUAUUGUAAACUAGUUAAACACUCAGAAAAUCACGUGAAAAUGAAUCCCGAAUAUGAUUACUUGUUCAAACUUCUCCUUAUUGGCGAUUCAGGAGUAGGAAAAUCUUGUCUGUUGCUUCGAUUUGCGGAUGAUACUUACACAGAAAGUUACAUUAGUACCAUUGGUGUUGACUUCAAAAUUAGAACAAUUGAUUUAGAUGGCAAGACGAUAAAACUCCAAAUUUGGGACACUGCUGGCCAGGAAAGAUUCAGGACAAUUACUUCCAGUUAUUACAGAGGUGCACACGGCAUCAUAGUUGUCUAUGAUUGCACAGAUCAGGAUUCCUUCAGUAACGUUAAGCAGUGGUUGGAGGAAAUUGACCGCUAUGCAUGUGAUAAUGUCAAUAAAUUGCUGGUAGGAAACAAGAGUGAUCUGACAACUAAGAAAGUUGUUGAUUACACCACGGCAAAGGAAUAUGCUGAUCAAUUGGGAAUCCCCUUUUUGGAGACUUCAGCAAAGAACGCAACCAAUGUUGAACAGGCCUUCAUGACUAUGGCUGCGGAAAUCAAGAAUCGAGUAGGACCCCCAUGUUCACCAUCUGACCAAGCUAGUAAAUUGAAAAUCGAUCAGAGUCGCCCAGUAGAAUCAACAAAAUCAGGAUGCUGCUGAAAGACUAAUGGGUGGGUGACUAUUUUAAUCUUCUGAAGUUUUCGUAUGAUGGCACGAAGCUACUAGUUAUAGUACUACCCCAUCUGUAUAAAUAGUUUUUUAUUUCGUGUAUUCCAUAUUUUAGAUUUUUCUAUCAUUGAAAAAAUUCAAAUCAAAAAGAAGGGUCUAAUCAGUACAUAUGUGGUCGGAAAAUAUUAUUUCCUCUAAAAUUGCACAGGUAGAAACCCAGUUUAUUUAUUUCCUCCUAAAUAUCAAAUUUGUAGAUAUAAAUAUGAUACAUAAUAUUACAUAGGAUAAUGAGAUUUUUAAAAUGUGUAGUUUGUUUUAAUAGGUGUGAAAAUUUGUUAUCCAAGUGCAGUAUAAAGUAAGGAUUCUUUUGUUAAUACAUUUAAUAUAAAUAUAAUUCCAUCCUCCUUUCAUUUUAUUUUUUUUUAUUUUUUCCGAGCUUUUAUUUACACAUAGAAAGUAUGUAGUACCUUGUAUUUAAAUUUUGCAUCAAUUUAUUUUGUGGUAUCACUUGAAUAUCUGGAGAGCCUGUUAUUAUAACAUUAAUUGUGAGCUGUCUGGGUAUUUUCUUUUGUACUGAUAGCAAAUAUACAAUCACAAAACUGCA
Coccinella septempunctata (seven-spotted ladybird) is the source of this 1378-nucleotide messenger RNA. It is a transcript of the gene Rab1, whose product is annotated as ras-related protein Rab-1A. The record is from RefSeq and is a predicted model, not a curated record. Gene Ontology annotation, molecular function: GTP binding; GTPase activity. The transcript has 6 exons. The coding region runs from base 157 to 765 and encodes 202 amino acids. NCBI's taxonomy places the organism in Eukaryota, Metazoa, Arthropoda, Insecta, Coleoptera, Coccinellidae.